Molecule: messenger RNA, 2025 nt
Organism: Acanthosepion pharaonis
Lineage: Eukaryota; Metazoa; Mollusca; Cephalopoda; Sepiida; Sepiidae
Source: the annotation of a GenBank genome assembly
AUGCCCUUUUCGAAUCACACAGUCACCUUUAUAAAAACAAAAUAUAGACAGCAAAUAGUUUCUUGCUUUUUUUUGUGGGGGGCGGGGGUAUUUUUAACGACUUUUCUUUUUUACUAUUUAUUAUUUCUUUUUCAUUCUUUUCCAAAUUGUCCUUUCUCAUUUUUUUCUUUCUACUUUUUAAUUUACUAUAUUUUAAUUUCUCUCUCUCUCUUAUUUUUUUCUCUCUCUCUCUUAUUUCUCUCUCUUAUUUUUUCUCUCUCUUUUUUUUCUCUCUCUCUCUUUUUUUUUUUUUUCUCUCUCUCUUUUUUUCUCUCUCUCUUUUUUUUUUCUCUCUCUCUCUCUUUUUUUUUCUCUCUCUCUCUCUUUUUUUCUUCUCUCUUUCUUUCUCUCUUUUUUUUCUCUCUCUCUUAUUUUUUCUCUCUCUCUCUUAUCUCUUUUUUUCUCUUAUUUUUCUCUCUCUCUUCUUUUUUCUCUCUCUCUUUCUCUCUCUUUCUCUUAUUUUCUCUCUCUCUUUUUUUCUCUCUCUUUUUUUCUUUCUCUCUCUCUCUUAUUUUUCUCUCUCUCUUAUUUUUUUCUCUCUCUUUUUUCUCUCUCUUUCUUCUCUCUCUCUCUUUUCUCUCUCUCUCUUUCUCUCUCUCUUUUUUCUCUCUCUUUCUCUCUCUCUUUUUCUCUCUCUCUCUCUCUCUCUCUUUUUCUCUUUUCUCUUCUCUCUCUCUCUUUUUUUUCUCUCUCUCUUUUUUUCUCUCUCUUUUCUCUCUCUCUUUUUUUUUUCUCUCUCUCUCUUUUCUUUUUUCUCUCUCUCUUUUUUCUCUCUCUUCUUUUUCUUUCUCUUUCUCUCUCUUAUUUUCUCUCUCUCUUCUCUCUUAUUUUUUUCUCUCUUUUUUCUCUCUCUUUUUUCUCUCUUCUCUUUUCUCUCUUACUUUCUCUCUCUUUUUUUCUCUUUCUUUUUCUCUCUCUUUUUUUUCUCUCUUAUUUUUCUCUCUCUUUUUUCUCUCUCUUUUUUUUCUCUCUCUUUUUUUCUCUCUCUUUAUUUUUCUCUCUCUCUCUUUUUCUCUCUCUUCUUUUUUUCUCUUAUUUUUUUCUCUUUCGUUUUCUCUCUUCUUUUCUCUCUCUUUUUUCUUCUUUCUUUUUUCUCUUCUUUUUUUUCUUUCUCUUUUUCUUCUCUCUCUCUUUCUUUUCUUUUCUCUUUCUUUUUUUCUCUCUUUUUCUCUCUCUCUUUUCUUCUCUCUUUCUCUCUUCUCUUUCUUCUCUCUCUCUCUCUCUUUCUUUCUCUUUUUUUUCUUCUCUCUUUUUCUCUCUUUUUUCUUCUCUUUUUCUUUCUCUCUUCUCUUUCUCUCUCUCUUAUCUUUCUCUCUCUCUUAUCUUUCUCUCUCUCUUAUCUUUCUCUCUCUCUUUCUUUCUCUCUUUCUUAUCUUCUCUCUCUUCUUUCUCUUUCUCUCUCUCUUCUUUCUCUCUUUCUUUCUUUUUUUCUCUUCUUUUUCUUUUCUCUCCUUGAUUCUCUUUCUUCUCUUUUUCUCUCUUUUUCUCUUCUCUUUCUUUUUUCUUUCUCUCUUUCUUUCUUCUCUCUUUUUUUUUUCUCUUUCUCUUUCUUUUUUUCUCUUUCUCUCUCUUAUCUUUCUCUCUCUUUUUCUUUUUUCUCUCUCCUUCUUUUUUUUUUUUUCUUUUUUCUCUUUUUCUCUUUUCUCUCUUCUUAUUUUUCUCUCUCCAUUUAAGUUCUCUUUUUAUUUUUUCUUUCUUCAAAUUUUUUUUUUUUCUCUCUCUUCUUUUUUCUCUUUCCCUCUUUUUUUCUUAUUUUCUUCUUUUCUUUUUCUUUCUUCUCUCUCUCUUUUCUUUUGGAUUUUUUCUUUUGUCUCUCUCUUUUCAUCUUUUAGUCUUCUUUCUCUCUCUUUAUUUCUGUUCUUUCUUAUCUUGUUCUCUCUUAGUUUUCUCUCUAUCUUUCUUUCUUUUUCUUUUCUCUUUCUUUACUCUUCUCUUUUUUUUUUUUUUCUUUCUCUCUUUUUAUUUUCUCUCUCUUUUUUCUCUUAA